AUGGGUAUAGAAUUACUGUGCAGGGACCACAGUGAAGUCCAAAAAGGAAAGGAUAUAUGUGAUCGUAUAAUGGGUGUAUCGAAAUCUCGUUUACGUGCAUGGGAAAGUAACAGACAUGACAUACAAAACGCAAUUGACAUAAAAGAAGGAUUUGAAUAUGCAGGUGGAAUUAAAGACACAAAAGUAGCAGUGGCACAAAUAAUUGAUGAUGAAGAACGUUUCCUUGGUGCAUUAAAUAUUCCAAAUGUUACGGCAGUUAGGAGUAUUGUGUAUGAUACAAACUUUCAGAUAUUUCAUGGAUAA
Messenger RNA from Didymodactylos carnosus, 303 nucleotides. Lineage: Eukaryota; Metazoa; Rotifera; Eurotatoria; Philodinida; Philodinidae. The record is from the annotation of a GenBank genome assembly.